Messenger RNA from Alternaria alternata, 1721 nucleotides. RefSeq names its product 3-ketoacyl-CoA thiolase B. Gene Ontology annotation, cellular component: peroxisome. Lineage: Eukaryota; Fungi; Ascomycota; Dothideomycetes; Pleosporales; Pleosporaceae. The record is from RefSeq and is a predicted model, not a curated record. Gene Ontology annotation, biological process: phenylacetate catabolic process; fatty acid beta-oxidation. Gene Ontology annotation, molecular function: acetyl-CoA C-acyltransferase activity. The transcript has 2 exons. The coding region runs from base 344 to 1585 and encodes 413 amino acids.
GCACUUUCUUACAACACGUCCGUCUACCCCACGUUACGUUCAUGUCAUGCAUAUGCACCGAGCCCUUUUCCACCUGCAUACGGGUUUGUUUUCCGCUGCUCACUUGGCGGAAGAGAGCUUUGCCGCCGUUUCUCCGCCCCGCGCUCACUUGCCGAAGUGGAAGCUCCACGCUUUCCGAGGAACCUGGAGCUUAGCUUAGCUCACAACGACCAUGGCUUCAUUGUGCGGCAAUAGCCAGGGCAUUUUGUUCCUUGCUCGCCUCUACCUUACUCUCUGUCUCCCGUUUCGUUGAUACCCUCACAUCUGUCUUUUAGCGUUUCCUCACAGCAGAGUGUUAGUGACAAUGGCAUUCGUACAAAAGGGUCUCAAGAACAUCCUCCAAAAGAAUCCCCACGACGUCGUCUUUCUAUCCGCACUCCGCACACCAGUCACACGAGCGAAGAAGGGUGGAUUGCGGGAUGCUUACGAUCAUGAACUCUUAGGCGCCGUCCUCGCCGCCACGCUGAAGAAGUUCCCCAACCUCGAUCCCGCGAAAAUAGACGACGUAUGCAUCGGCACCGUCCUGGCUGAGCUUGGUGGCUCAAAAGCCGGUCGCAUGGCUGCCAACCACGUCGGCAUACCGACCACCACGUCCUUCAGCACCGUCAACCGUGCUUGCGCAUCUGGUCUCAGCGCCAUAACGUCGAUUGCGAAUUCCAUCGCCGUGGGCCAAAUAGACGUCGGCAUUGCUGGCGGCAUGGAAAGCAUGACACGGAACUACGGGUCACGAGCUAUUCCCACGGAGCUCUGGCCCGAGAUGAAGGACAGUCCGGUAAAAGAAGCUCGAGACUGUAUAAUGAGCAUGGGCAUAACAUCGGAGAACGUCGCCUCGCGAUAUGGAGUAAGCAGGGCAGACCAAGACGCAUUUGCAGCGCAAUCACAGCAGCGCGCCGCAAAAGCGCAAGCUAGCGGGAAUUUUGACGAUGAGAUUGUACCGGUCACUACGCGCUGGAUUGAGCCUGAAGUCCCCGAGACACAGAAGAGCGUGACGGUGCACAAGGACGAUGGCAUCAGACCGACCACGACGAUUGAGAAACUAGCAGCCAUGAAACCAGCCUUUAGCAAAGACGGCACAAGUACAGCCGGAAACUCGUCGCAGGUUUCCGACGGCGCGUCCGCAGCUCUCAUGAUGCGUCGUUCCACUGCUACCACGCUCGGUCUUGAAUCCGCCAUUGUGGGGAAGUGGGCGGGUACACAGGUUGUGGGGUGCUCGCCGGAUGAGAUGGGCGUUGGUCCCGCUUUGGCCAUACCGAAGUUGCUCGAUUAUACUGGUCUUACGGCGGAGGAUGUCAAUGUUUGGGAAAUCAACGAGGCGUUUGCUAGUCAGGCUUUGUACUGCGUGAGGAAAUUGGGAUUGGAGAGUAAGAUGGAUAGGAUUAAUCCGAAUGGAGGCGCGAUUGCAUUGGGUCAUCCGCUUGGGGCGACGAGUGGGAGGAUGUUGGCGACGCUGUUGAGUGAGAUGGGGAGGAGUGGGGAGCAGGUUGGUGUGCUGAGUAAGUGUAUAGGGACGGGUAUGGGGAUGGCUAGUUUGAUUGUGCGGGAAUAGAGGGAAUGGAUGUCUAUUCAAUUCAUGAAUUAUUUCUCUUUCCUGAAGAAAAGAUUAGGCUCAUUGAUUAAUUUCGCCAUGGGUUGUAUGUAGGUCUACUCCGAAGCUGGUACACUGGGUAUCGAAUUAAGAAAAA